Molecule: messenger RNA, 4807 nt
Organism: Lytechinus pictus (painted urchin)
Lineage: Eukaryota; Metazoa; Echinodermata; Echinoidea; Temnopleuroida; Toxopneustidae
Exons: 4
Coding region: 100-1074 (324 amino acids)
Source: RefSeq, a predicted model, not a curated record
AUCACAAACGUUCGAGAUAGUCACCUAGACACAACGGACUCUGUUGAUUCCACGCACAAAGCACCAUAUUUGUGUAUUCUAUUUAGAAUUUAAAAAAAAAUGGCAGAACAGUGGACAAGACAAGACGAACGGGAAUUCAAAGAGCUUCGGAGAAAUUUUAUCGCUGCCACUCAAAGGCGAAUGAGGACCGUCCGGCAGCAACAAGAACGAGAAACCCACAGUAGAGAGGCCAGACAUGCUCUCUUCAAUCUCCAAAGAGAUUUGGAAGAGGAUGUGGUAUCCAGUGCAGAAGACCUUGAUGAAUUUUCGUCAAUGGAUAUUGCCUCUUCAUCUGGUGUGGUCCCUCCUUUGAACGAUGCUCCUACGCAAUCCACUAUAAACGAGAUUAUGCGUGGAGAGGAACGGGAAAAUGAAAUCACCAAUCAGUCAUCUACCCCAGCCAGCCAAAGUUCAUCGAUUCCUGAUGAGGUUCUUCUCGACGCGUACGCAGCUAUGGAAGAUGAUUCAAACGUUGAAGCGUCGGGAGAUGAACAAGGGGGUGAACCCACUACUGAGAAUGACUCAAUCGUCGAAGAAGAGGAAGAGGAAUCUGCGCGAAGACCCAUUACUACCGAACGUCUUGCGGAGCUGAUCGAACGAUUCUAUAACAUCGUAGGGCGAGAGGAGAGGGCGGCACCCCGAUUUGCCGGACGUGUCUUCGACUACGAUGUUAACGUCCGUCCGCUGACUCCGCUACUAGACCAGACCUCUCCGGAGAAUGUAGUUUCUGCAUUGUUAUUAAGUAUUAUAAGAAACAUGACCGUGCAAUUUGAAGAUCACGAUCUGAUAGGUUUUGUGAUAUCUUCGCCCUCUUUGAGCCAGGAUAUCGGCAUUCCUUUGACUCGCUACGAUCAAUUUUCGUUGGAUCGACUUUUAACCCUUUUGGAACAACUCAUUCAAUCGAACGAACAAGUUUUUCUCUUUGAAGGGGGAUUCUCAAUCAGAGUAAUCCACAUCAAAACGCUACAAGGGGGCGAAAUAAAGAAAAUACCCUGCCACUUAACAAGUUCAUCAACAACAAACGUCGAUUCUUAAAAAUUGAAAAUAAAGAUGAACUUUGUUGCGCGCGUGCUUUGGUUGUUGCCAUGGCACAUGUUGAUAAACACAACAACCCCUUGCACUAUAAAAAGAUUAGGCGACCGCAAGGACAAUUGCAAGAAAAUGAGGCGCGUUUAUUACAUUAAAAAGCGGAGGUCCAAGAAGGCAGAUGUGGUAUUCCUGAGAUAGAAAAAUUUCAGGAACACCUUCGCUCACAGGGUUAUCAGAUCGUAGUCUACGGUACCACCACCAAACAUGGUCUUCUCUACAAAGGCCAACCAAAUAAUAAGAUGCUUAUCCUUUUUUUACAUAAUAAUCAUUACGAUGUUAUUCUUAGCUUGCCUGCGUUUUUAGGCAAGAGUUAUUUUUGUACAAUUUGUUUUAAGGGGUAUGACGCGGAAGAGAGACAUAGAUGUAUUAAUAGUUGUAACUGCUGCAAGAAAAAUGUAGGUUGUGAGUUCGAAGCUUGGGUGACGUGUGAAACUUGUAAAAGAGCUUUCAAAAGUCAGACAUGUUUCGAUCGUCAUCGUGAGAAAAAAUCGCAAUCAAAAUCAAUUUGUGAAAAGGUGUUCAAGUGUAAAUGCGAAGUCAUCUUGGACACUCGUUUCAAAGACCCCAAAAUACAUGAAUGCGAUAAACGGUAUUGUGAGCGAUGUCGUGCCUACGUCGUGAAAGAGAAUCAUCAGUGUUUCAUGCAACCACUACCAGAUGCGCAAAAAGCGAAGAAAAAAACGAAGAAAACCAAAGGGGAUGAAAAAACAGUUGAAAAGCAAAUGUUCAUCUUCUUCGAUUUGAAUGUCGACAAGACGUUAAAAUCGAUGAAAACCAGCACGGGCCUGUCUAUAAGCACAUUCCAAACCUAUGCGUUGCACAACGCGUGUGUGAGGAUUGCGUCAUGUUAAAAGAUGAAGCCUGUGCCAGGUGCGGUAUUCGAGAGCACAUUUUUAGGGGGAAUGACACUGUCGAUACAUUUUGCGAUUGGCUUUUAGGGGUAACGAACAUGACGGAGUCAUCGCUAUCGCUCACAAUGCUCGUUCUUACGAUGCGCAGUUUAUUCAAGAUUACUGCUUCCGAAAUGCCAUCGCUCCAGAUGUAAUCUUGAAUGGCUCUAAACUCCUAUGUUUAACCGUAGGUAAGGUAAAGGUCAUUGACUCUCUCAGCUUUUUAGCCAUGCCAUUGUCCGCGUUCCCUGCCACCUUUGACCUAUCAGAGUUGAAGAAAGGGUUUUUUCCUCACCUGUUUAACAAACUAGAAAACCAAGAGUACGUUGGUGCAGUACCCGAACAAGCCUACUUUGAUCCAGAUGGGAUGUCCGAUGACAAGAGGAGAGAGUUCCAAGAGUGGUAUGAAAAACACAAAAAUUAUAGAUUUGAUCUGCAAAAGGAAUUGCUGGAAUAUUGCCAGACAGAUGUUCAAAUCCUGACUGAGGGGUGCAUGCGUUUUAGAUCGCAUUUUAUGAGUGUCACUGGGGGUAUAGACCCUUUCAAAAACGUGACCAUUGCUGCCGCAUGUAAUGUUGUAUUUCGGACUCGAUUUUUGAAACCCAAUACAAUCGGACUCAUCCUUAAUAGAGGUUACAGAAACAAUGACAGACACUCUAUUGCUGCCCUGAAAUGGUUGAAAUGGGUAAGCUUCCACGAGGGUAUUGAAAUUCAGCAUGCGCGAAAUGGAGGGGAAUAUCAAAUUGGGGGGUACAAAGUAGAUGGCUACCAUUCAGCUACAAAAACGUGUUAUGAAUUCUUAGGCGACAUUUGGCAUGGGUGUCUAAAAUGUUAUAAAAGAAGAGAUACUCUUGUACCGGAUUCAAGCAACACGGUACAAGAUGUGUAUGAUUAUACUAUGCUACGGUUGCACGCAUUGCGAAAACUGGGAUACAGAGUGGUUGUAAUGUGGGAAUGUGAUUUCAACAAAAUGAAAAAGGAAAACUCGGGGCUAAGGGAUUUUUUGACAAGACUUAACAUUGUAGAGCCACUUGAACCAAGGCAUGCAUUUUAUGGAGGGAGGACCAAUGCCAUUAAACUAUUUCAUCGAGUUCAGGGCGCCGAAAGGAUUCAAUACAUUGACGUCUGUAGCCUCUAUCCUUGGGUAUGCAAAUACGCAAACUUCCCUAUAGGUCAUCCUACUAUCAUCACCGAAAAUUUCAAACCCCUUGGUCACUUUUUCGGUCUGGUGAAAUGUAAAAUGAUUCCACCAAGAGGGUUAUUUCAUCCUGUCCUUCCUUAUCGCAAUUCAGGUGGUAAGUUGUUGUUUCCACUCUGUCGUACCUGUGUGGAGCAGCAGCAGACACAGCGCUGCGAACAUAACGAUGAGGAAAGGACUCUAUCCGCAACCUGGGUCACAGAGGAAAUAAAAAAAGCUCUUGACUUGGGCUAUCGUGUGGGGGAGGUGUACGAGGUAUGGCAUUACUCCAACACAUCGCAUUACGAUCCACAUUCACAAACGGGAGGACUCUUCAUCGAGUACAUUAAUUUGUUUUUGAAGGUCAAACAGGAAGCAAGUGGGUGGCCAAAAGAAUGUCGUUCGGAAGAUGUUGUGCCCACCCUACACAUUGAAAAAGAAAGACAAAAAUACGUAAAGAAUUACCAUGAAAAGGAGGGUAUACUUUUGGAUCCGGCAGCCAUCAGGACAAACAAAGGUUUGAGGGCAGUAGCCAAGAUUUGUUUGAAUAGCUUUUGGGGAAAAUUCGGACAAAGAAAUAAUCUUCCAAAAACCCGUUAUUUCACACAACCUGAAGAGUUCUUCCAGCAUAUCACCAAUCCUAGAUUGAACAUAAAGCACAUAGAUUUCCCCAACGAAAACAUGGCGCAAGUGCAGCAUGAGGAAGAAGAAGAUUUUCUAGAAGUACUUCCUAACACAAACGUCGUAGUGGCUGCUUUCACCACGUGUUAUGCGAGACUCAAACUGUACAGCUACCUCGAGCAACUGCAACAGCGCGUGCUCUAUUUUUAUACUGAUUCCAUUAUAUACCUCACAAACGACACCAUGACAGACAUCCCAACAGGUAACUACCUCGGUGACAUGACCGACGAAUUAGAAAAGGAUUUUGGACAAGGAAGCUACAUUACUGAAAUCUAUGCCCUUGGACCAAAAAAUUACACAUACAAAGUGUAUUCCUCGAAAAAGAAAAGCGAAGUUGUGGGUAGCUGUAAAGUGAGAGGCAUAACACUGAAUUGCAGGAACGCAAAAUUGGUCAACUUUGAAACUUGCGCUGAAAAGCGCGUAAACGUACACAAGGCAUUGUUACUCGUACGGAAACCAAAGAGCAUCGUCUUGUUUACGACAAGCGCGUGAGAGUGGACAACUUUCGUACCAUUCCUUACGGUUUCUGAAAUUCUUUUCCUUUUAUCUUACCUUUCUUUUUCUUCUAUCAUUUUUUUUCUUUCACAUAAACCUUUAUUCUUCUUGUGCUAUCCUUAGUUUUCAUUUUUUAAAGCGAUUAUUUUUGUGUGUGUUAAUGUACAGUAUAUUUAUUUUUGUUAAAGUAUUAUAUAUUUUUAUACCAUGCCAGUCUUGUCAAAUAAACAUUACAAUCUGUUUGAAUUUUAUGGUGGAUGGUACCUUGCGCGUUUCUCAAUGUCAGAAGCUAAAAUGCAAAACAAGGAAAGUCCUACUACGAUUAUUUUUUCUUACUCAACGAUGAUGUUAGAAGUUAACGAUAAAUACAACGAUCAAUGCACUCCUAAUACUGUCAAGUAAUUACGAAAAUAAAGAAAAGCAAGUGUUGAAUAUG